UAGUAAAUGGCGAAUGGGGUCAGUGGGCAGACUGGUCAGUUUGCAACUGCAACAGCACACAGACACGUGUCCGGAAGUGCGACAGUCCAGCACCGGUAGGGUCAGGUCAGCAGUGUCCAGGAUCAACACGAUAUACUGUGAGCUGUUCAGACAAACCAACAACGUGCCCUGUGGAUGGCCGUUGGGGAAGCUGGUAUCCGUGGGUUGUAUGCUCUACGACCUGUGGCGCUGGUGAAAUGGUACGUGUAAGAUCCUGCAACAACCCGCGCCCACAAAAUGGGGGUCUGUACUGUGAUAGUGACGAGAAGGGUGAAGAUGAGCGAAAGGGGUGUCAAGGUCCACCAUGUCAAAUUGACGGAAGCUGGUCAGACUGGACAACAUGGUCCGCGUGCAGUGUCACGUGUGGGAAUGGUUCCCAUUCCAGGAACAGGUCAUGUGACCACCCUGCACCCGCCUACGGUGGAGUGAACUGUGCUAGCAGUGACAAUGAAAAUGGGAUCUGCACAGAGAAACAUUGUCCAAUCGACGGCAGCUGGUCCGGAUGGAGCGUCUGGUCUGCCUGCGAUGUGACCUGCGCUACCGGAACCAGACAUAGAGUCCGAACUUGUGAUAGUCCUGCUCCUAAAUUUGGCGGAAAACCGUGCAAUGAAACAGCGGAUCAGUUCGAGACAUGUCAGGAGAAAACUUGUCCUAUUGACGGUAUGUGGGGGAGUUGGCAGUCCUGGACGUCGUGUUCCGUAACGUGUCUAAAUGGUACCCGGUUUCGUACCCGCCCCUGUGACUCCCCGGCACCACAUCAUGGAGGCAGCUACUGUACAGGACAACAGAACGGCACUGAGACGUGUGUACCGCGUGGAAACUGCGAUGUUGAUGGCGGUUGGACAGAGUGGGGCCGUUGGAGUGUAUGUGAUGUUUCGUGUGGAACCGGACACCACAUCAGGUACAGACUAUGUGAAAAUCCGACGCCAGAAAACUUUGGCAAGUACUGUGAAGGACCUGAAAACGAAGUGGGCGAAUGCUUCGACAAGCCUUGUCCAAUUGACGGUGGGUUCGGUGCCUGGAUGGCGUGGGGUUCGUGUUUUCCUUCCACUGGAAACGGACUUAAGACGCGCACACGUCUCUGUAACAACCCACAACCAUUGUAUGGAGGCCGAAAUUGUCAGGGAAAUUACACACAACAGCUCCAGUGUUGUGGCAGCGACUGUCCAGAUCAAAUCACUUGUACGUUCGAUGCGCCGUUAAAUUGUUCUUGGCAUAACGUUGACUUGUUUGACAAUAUGGACUGGAUUGUGUUCAAUGGCUCGACGAACACUGACGACACGGGGCCUAGCUCGGAUCAUACGUUUGGUAACAGUACUGGCAGAUACAUAUACCUCGAGUCCAGCGCCCCAAGCCAGGAAUGUGACAAAGCCUGGUAUCAGAGUGGCAUCAUACAGCCCGGUUUUAAAGCUCCUGUCUGUGUUCAAUUCUGGUAUCACAUGUAUGGUGCUGAUAUCGGUAGUCUCAACAUUUAUAUGGCUACUGGUUCCGAGCUCCCAGGGAAAUUGCUGUGGACUGUAAGUGGGAACCAAGGAGAUGUCUGGAAGUCUGGACAUGUACCUUUGAGCUAUACUUCAAAUAUUUCGAUUAUAGCAGAAGCUACUGUUGGGAACGGUUACCAUGGCGAUAUUGGACUUGACGACCUGCUAUUCACACAGUCGACAUGCUCUCUGUACCCCAGCAUGCCUAACACACAGUCGGCUGCUACAUGUCCGACCACGACAACUAGCCCAGGACAUUGGUCUUCCUGGUUUAAUGGCCAGUGUUCUGUGACAUGCGGGAACGGAACUCUUACACGAAUGCGUCACUGCUCCUCGGGUCACUCCGAAGAUUGUGCAGGAACCAGUAGCGAAGUAAUAGGCUGCCAAAAACCUCCAUGUGGAGCCUGGUCUGCGUGGUUCAGUGGCCAGUGUUCUGUGACAUGUGGGAACGGAACCCUUACACGCAUGCGCCACUGCUCCACGGGUCACUCUGAGGAUUGUGUUGGAAACAGCAGAGAAGUGAUUGUCUGUCAGAAAACUCCGUGCAAAGUGGACGGUGUCUGGUCUUCGUGGUCACUGUGGUCACAGUGUGACGUCACGUGUGAAGAUGGUCACAUAUAUCGAACAAGGAUGUGUAGCAAUCCAGCUCCCGCGUUUGGAGGUCUGAACUGCUCAGGAGCGAGUCAAGAAGCCAACACAUGCAGGCUUGCAAGAUGCCCAGAUUGGUCACCCUGGUUCAACGGCAAGUGUUCAGUGACAUGUGGAAACGGAACUGAAAUCCGUGUACGUAACUGCUCCACGGGUCACAAAGAGGAUUGUGCAGGCAAUAGCAGCGAAGUGGUGGGCUGUCAAAUGGCACCAUGCGAAGUCAAUGGUUCCUGGUCUUCGUGGUCAACAUGGUCGCAAUGUGACGUCACAUGUGAAGACGGUCACAUACAACGAACAAGGACGUGUACCAAUCCAGCUCCCGCCUUCGGAGGCCUGAACUGUUCUGGAGAGAGUCUGGAAACAAGCGCGUGCAAGCUUGCACAAUGUCCAAGUUGGAGCGAGUGGUUCCUCGGCGACUGCUCGGUGACGUGUGGUGACGGCACCCUGUCGCGUAUGAGGAUGUGUUCUUCCGGGCACGACGAAGACUGUCCGGGGUCUGCCUUUGACACCGUGUCUUGCUCGCAGGCGCCCUGUUGACGAUGUUGGACUCACCGCAACAACUUACGAAGGCUUAAUGCGCCUAAAUGUUCC
Dreissena polymorpha is the source of this 2759-nucleotide messenger RNA. RefSeq names its product A disintegrin and metalloproteinase with thrombospondin motifs adt-1-like. NCBI's taxonomy places the organism in Eukaryota, Metazoa, Mollusca, Bivalvia, Myida, Dreissenidae. Gene Ontology annotation, cellular component: membrane. The record is from RefSeq and is a predicted model, not a curated record. Bases 237 to 2705 code for a protein of 822 amino acids. The transcript has 16 exons.